GAACAGAAGCGAAAUCUAAUCCAGGGGGAUGCAGAAAAACGGACAUUUCCAUGUCUUUUUGGAACGACUGAAAAAGUUUUUUUUUUGUUUUUUUUGAAGAAAAAGUCAAUUAAAUGACGAAAGAACAGCAGCAGAUCCACACAUUUAUCGCCAAAGCCGCACUUUCGCAGCUCGUUGCUAGAGGACCGUUCAACAUUAGGCAAGCUGGAGCUCUUAAAUUAAGCGCAGGGACACUGGCCUUGGCCAAUCAGCACCCAGGAAGCGUGCGCGACUCCAAGACAGAGGGGAAAGAGGAUUCUUCGGGUCUGACAAGCAACCGGUCCAAUCAACUCUGAGUAACGGGGUUAAAGAACCCGCCCAAAGGCAAUUAAGGGUAAAGGACGAAAAAAUUUGGGGGAAACUUUUUUUUUUUUUUUUUUUUACGGAAAAAGAGAUGGAGAGAGGUGGGACAAGGGUUUCGUAGUGAAGAAAACAAUAGAGAAGUGGAAUAAGUGACAGGAAGAUUCGACGGAAAGCCAACAAAUUUAGAACGACCUGGAACUGAAGAAAAAAAAAAAUCAGAAGUUGAUAAACGCAGAGCUUAUCUCUAAAGUAUCGCGUCAGUGGUUAGUUGAACUAGCGUCACAAUCCUGUUCCGAACUGUUACUUAAAUGUUGCUUAAGUUAUGUAAUGUUGUUCGGAGCUGCUGGGAACUAUCCUCGAAAAUGAAGUAUGGUCGCAGAUCGAUCCUUGACGGAAAAUUAUGCGAAGUGCUAUAAUUUAUAUGCUUGAUAAUUAAAACUUGAAUUAAUUCGAAUGCAGUCACGAGCGACAGAGAGGCGCAGUUGGAGCGAGGCUUAGAUAAUAAACAUAUUCUACAAAAAGAGACGUUUUCCUUUUUCCCUCUGUCUCUUCCAACGUAUCCCCAUCUCUCCGGCGGGAUGGGGACCGCGCCGGAUUGGGAAGAGGGUGAACUGGAGUUUAAAUUAGUGUUCGAGGAAGAUCCGCCGCGAGGCCCAUCGCCGUGCCGCUUAGGAGAAAGGCCGGACAGCAGCACCGAUGGCUUUCAGAGUGCCUCUCACGCCGGCCAGCCAAUCGGCAUCCCUGCUGGUCAGCCGUCAACCAAUCUCAGGGCAGGGAUGCACUCUCCGCCCCCCAGACGGGCAUUGGUGAGGGAGUACAGUGGGACGUACGAGAGCUUGCCAGCACGCUCCAUACAGGUGUCAGAGUCCAGGAUCCUGGAAUGCCCCAGUAUUCAGAUCACCACCAUCUCCCCGGAGGAGGAGUAUGGAGGGGGUAGUUGUUGGGACGGAGGGGGCGGGUGGGACAGGGAACGGCUCUAUCUGCCCCUCCAGGAUCCCUUCUGUUACCGGGAGGGCAUGACAGGGGGCGGGUCUCUCAGCCCCAGCCCCGCCUCCAGCCCCUCCUCUCGGGGGUGGCUCAGCCCAGCCUCCAGCUGUGAUUCGCUGCUGGUGGAGGAGGAGGAGCUCAACGAAGCCACCGCCCAGUUCGGCCUUUCUCCGUCCUCCCGGCCAACUUCCCCUGGGGGCAAGAAACGCAGGAACUCGCCCCUGGCCUCCCCCUGCACCUCCCGCAGGGGCAGUUACUCUGAGGAGUACCCCUGCUCCCCGCAGAGUUCUGACUCUGUCUGCCAGAACCAGGCUUCUCCCGGCUGCCUUGAACUGAACAUUCCGCAGAAGACCAGGAAGACAUCCUUGGGUCAGGUCUCGCCCAGGGAGGUGGAGUCAGACCAGGCCCCGCCCCCUGGGUCCACCUGCCCUCUACCGGACCCGCUGCAGGCCAGGAGAGACCCCUCCUCCCUGGGCAUGGACUACCUGUGUGUGCCUCAGGCCCUGGGCUGGGGCAGAGCCAGGGCAAGCGCCCACAGCCCCAUCUUCAGGUCCACUGCUCUUCCGCCACUUGAUUGGCCACUGCCAUCCCAGUUUGACCAAUACGAGUUGCGUAUCGAGGUGCAGCCCCGCCCACAUCACCGCGCCCAUUAUGAAACGGAGGGAAGUCGCGGUGCGGUCAAGGCCACCCCAAGUGGUCAUCCAGUUGUCAAGCUCUUGGGGUAUACAGAGAGACAGCCCCUCUCCCUGCAGGUGUUCGUUGGAACAGCUGAUGAUCGAUCCAUUCGCCCACACCCUUUCUACCAAAUACACAGGGUUACAGGUAAAAUGGUCGGCACUGCCAGUCAGGAGAGCAUCCAGGCUGGGACCAAGCUGCUGGACAUCCCCCUCAACCCUGAAACCAACAUGACUGCUCUUAUUGACUGCGCAGGGAUCCUGAAGCUGCGGAACUCGGACAUCGAGCUGCGCAAGGGGGAGACGGACGUAGGGAGGAAGAACACGCGUGUUCGCCUGGUGUUCCGUACGCACCUGCCCCUGGCCCCGCCCACCGCCACGCCCACGGCCCCGCCCGGCCGAGUGCUCGCCCUGCAGGUGGCCUCCCUGCCCAUCGAGUGCUCUCAGCGCUCGGCUCAGGAGCUGCCAGUGGUGGAGUCCAUUAGCCUAUCGUCCUGCUCCGUGGAGGGAGGGGAGGAGCUUCUCCUGAGCGGAGCUAACUAUCUGACCACCUCUAGAGUCAUAUUCAUGGAGAGAGGGACUGAUGGCAAGCUCCAAUGGGAAGAGGAAGCUUGUGUGAACCGGGACAAAAGUAGUGAAUGCUUACUGUCCGUGCGAGUCCCAGCCUACAGUGACCUGUCUGCGAUUCGGCCAGUGUCCGUCAGUCUGUACGUGUCCAAUGGGAAGAGGAAAAGAAGCAGCACACACUGCUUCAAGUACCUGCCAGUCAUGUUUAAACAGGAGGACCCUCUCUCUGUGUCCCACCGCAUCGUUGUGCCUCUGGACGGUGUGACCCUGUGUCCUGUAGGGGGUCUGAGAGAAGCAGAGGCUGAUGCGAUACUGGUGGGCGGGGACUGUGAGGACGGAGAGCUGGGGUUGGUGAGGGCAUAUCCACCCCCUUCCUUGCAGGGGUACCGUGAGGCGGAGGGGCUGGAGGAGGGGCCUGAUCGUGGGGGGGCCCUGUCUGAGAGGAACCCCAGCCUGGAGAACCUGGAGCUGGGGUUCACCGAGCUGCUGCCCCCCCUGUACCCCCGAAACCCCCAAACACCCUCGCCCUGCCCCUGGCUCGACUCCCCGUAUCUCUCCUCCUCCCCCUCUCCUUCCUGUUCCUCCUCUCUCUCUCCCUUUCCAGCCAGUAGCCCCCACACCUCCACGCACUCCCUGUACUCCAGCUGCCCCUACCCCCCAGAAAUAUGCCCCUCCCCACCCCGCCACCCUUCCCCCUACCAGGACUUUUACACCCAGCCGUGCACUCAGUUUGAAGGUUGGGAGCCCCAGGGCGGGGGGCCUGCCGGGAGGACUACCCCAGGAUCGGGAGCUCCGACUGGGGUGAAGAUGCAGGAAAGUGCCCUGGAUUAUGCAGGCCCGUCGGCCAUUCAGCAGAUCACUCUGGAGGAAGUGAGCGAGUUCAUCGGAGAAGACUUCGGCCCGUUCCCACGGGAACACAGCAGGCCGUGACGAGCACAGAUGCUGCGGUUCCCGGCCCACAUCGGCUUUCCAUUGCUCAUGUCUUUAUUAUGUUAUAUUGCACGGUAUGAGCAUUUGAUAUUGGGAGAGACUGCGGUAGGCGGAGUCUCGUUUCUGAGUGGGCCUCCCGUUGUCAGUCUAUGUAUAGAUAUCCAGUCCUAUAUAUUUUACUAAACAAACAAAGUUUUUCAUCUGUUUUCAAAAUAAACUAUGCAAGUAAAGUG
Molecule: messenger RNA, 3733 nt
Organism: Anguilla anguilla (European eel)
Lineage: Eukaryota; Metazoa; Chordata; Actinopteri; Anguilliformes; Anguillidae
Gene: nfatc4
Product: nuclear factor of activated T cells 4
Exons: 13
Coding region: 921-3500 (859 amino acids)
Biological process (GO): calcineurin-NFAT signaling cascade; cytokine production; regulation of transcription by RNA polymerase II
Cellular component (GO): transcription regulator complex
Molecular function (GO): transcription factor binding; RNA polymerase II cis-regulatory region sequence-specific DNA binding; DNA-binding transcription factor activity, RNA polymerase II-specific
Source: RefSeq, a predicted model, not a curated record